GCAAUGUGGCCACCCCCCCGCGAUACUUCUUCGCGCUGGCGCACACGGUGCGCGACCACCUGGUGGGGGCGCUGGAUCCGCACGCAGCAGUACUACUACGAGAAGUGCCCCCAAGAGGGUUUAUUACCUCUCUUUGGAAUUUUACAUGGGCCGAACCUUACAGAACACCAUGAUCAACCUGGGCCUGCAGAAUGCCUGUGACGAGGCCAUUUACCAGCUUGGACUGGAUAUGGAGGAGCUGGAAGAAAUUGAAGAAGAUGCUGGGCUUGGCAACGGUGGUCUUGGGAGGCUUGCUGCCUGCUUCUUGGAUUCCAUGGCAACUCUGGGACUGGCAGCCUAUGGCUAUGGCAUCCGAUAUGAAUACGGAAUCUUCAAUCAGAAGAUUCGAGAUGGAUGGCAGAUAGAAGAGGCAGAUGAUUGGCUCAGGCAUGGAAACCCCUGGGAGAAGGCCCGCCCAGAGUUCAUGCUGCCUGUGCACUUCUACGGAAGAGUAGAGCACACCGAGGCCGGGGCCAAGUGGGUCGACACGCAGGUGGUCCUGGCUCUGCCAUAUGACACCCCGGUGCCUGGGUAUCUGAACAACACCGUCAACACCAUGCGCCUCUGGUCAGCCCGAGCACCCAACGACUUUAACCUCAGAGACUUUAACGUUGGAGACUACAUUCAGGCGGUGCUGGACCGGAAUCUGGCCGAGAACAUCUCCCGGGUCCUCUACCCCAAUGAUAACUUUUUUGAAGGGAAGGAGCUAAGAUUGAAGCAGGAGUACUUUGUGGUGGCUGCUACCUUGCAAGAUGUCAUCCGACGUUUCAAAGCCUCUAAGUUUAGCUCCAGUGAUGGUGCCGGAACUUCAUUUGAUGCCUUCCCAGAUCAGGUCGCCAUCCAGCUGAACGACACUCACCCCUCACUCGCCAUCCCGGAACUGAUGAGGAUUUUUGUGGAUAUUGAAAAAUUGCCCUGGUCCAAGGCGUGGGAGAUCACCCAGAAGACCUUCGCCUACACCAACCACACUGUGCUCCCUGAAGCCCUGGAGCGCUGGCCUGUGGAGCUGGUGGAGAAUUUGCUUCCUCGACAUUUGCAAAUCAUUUAUGAGAUAAAUCAGAAGCAUUUAGAUAAAAUUGCUGCCUUGUUUCCUAAUGAUGUCGACCGUCUGAGAAGGAUGUCUCUGAUAGAAGAGGAAGGAGGCAAAAGGAUCAACAUGGCCCAUCUCUGCAUUGUGGGCUCCCACGCUGUGAACGGCGUGGCUAAAAUUCACUCAGACAUCGUGAGGACCCAAGUAUUCAAGGACUUCAGUGAGCUAGAACCAGACAAGUUUCAGAACAAAACCAACGGGAUCACUCCAAGGCGCUGGCUCUUACUCUGCAACCCGGGGCUGGCGGAGUUAAUAGCAGAGAGAAUUGGGGAGGACUACGUGAAAGACUUGAGCCAGCUGACGAAGCUACACAGCUUCCUGGGUGAUGAUGUCUUCCUCCGGGAAAUUUCCAACGUGAAGCAGGAGAACAAGCUGAAGUUUUCUCAGUUCCUGGAGAAGGAGUACAGAGUGAAGAUCAACCCGUCCUCCAUGUUUGACGUGCAGGUGAAGAGGAUCCACGAGUACAAGCGGCAGCUCCUCAACUGCCUGCAUGUGAUCACCAUGUACAACCGCAUUAAAAGAGACCCCAAGAAGUUAUUUGUGCCCAGAACAGUGAUCAUCGGUGGCAAAGCUGCCCCAGGAUAUCACAUGGCCAAACUGAUCAUAAAGCUGAUCACUUCAGUGGCGGAUGUGGUGAACAAUGACCCCAUGGUUGGAAGCAAGUUGAAACUCAUCUUCCUGGAGAACUACAGAGUGUCUCUUGCUGAGAAAGUCAUUCCAGCCACGGAUCUGUCGGAGCAGAUUUCCACUGCAGGCACGGAAGCCUCGGGGACAGGCAAUAUGAAGUUCAUGCUGAAUGGGGCCCUGACCAUCGGGACCAUGGAUGGGGCCAACGUGGAAAUGGCCGAGGAAGCCGGGGAGGAGAACCUGUUCAUCUUUGGCAUGAGAGUAGAGGACGUGGCUGCUUUGGACAAGAAAGGGUACGAGGCAAAAAAAUAUUAUGAGGCACUUCCAGAGCUGAAGCUGGCCAUCGAUCAAAUUGACAAAGGCUUCUUUUCUCCCAACCAGCCCGACCUCUUCAAAGACUUAAUCAACAUGCUGUUUUAUCAUGACAGGUUUAAAGUCUUUGCCGACUAUGAAGCCUAUGUCAAGUGUCAAGAAAAAGUCAGUCAGUUGUACAUGAAUCCAAAGGCUUGGAAUACCACGGUACUCAAAAACAUAGCUGCCUCGGGGAAGUUCUCCAGUGACCGAACAAUUAAGGAAUACGCCCGGGACAUCUGGAACAUGGAGCCUUCCGAUAUAAAGAUUUCCCUGUCCAGUCAACCUAGCGAUGGGGUGAACAAAGCCAAUGGAAACUGGGUCCUGGGAAGAAAUGAACCAAUGAGAGAAAACCGCCACCUCUGAGGUGACAUCCCUGAUGUGAGGCGUCUUAGAAGAUAACUGUUAUGACCUACACUUUGCAAAUGAGGAGACUGAAAAAUUAAGUACCCUUCCCAAGGUCACACAGCCAAUGAAUGGCAGAGCCCCAUGAGGUCUGUGUGACCCUGGAGUCCCACGAUGACCUCCAAUGAGCUGUCACAGUCCUGAUGAGUUCUUCUUGUCCUCCUUGAAGCAAAAAUGAGCCCCAAGAACACAGUUGAGCUCUUGCAAAAUGCAGCUUUUACAGAAAGUUGUUUCAGGGACCCUUUCUCCCCUUCUGCACCCUUGCCCCUCUUGAGGUCCCUUUCCUUCCACUAUCUGCUUCCUUCCUGCUCCCAUUUUCUCAGAAGCCUUUGGAUACCAAAGUCAUCAAAGAAGGACUUCUAAAAACAUUCUCCCUCAAGUGUUAAUAACUUAAAAAAAUCAGAGCACUCAUACAUGUUUGGGAAAGGCACGGAGGCAGAAGAUAAUGAAAUCUCUGAUAGAUUUCCAGCAAUUCCACAGGGAGUGGAAAAGAUAAGUGGGCUAAGGGUGAUGGACAGCUCUUCCAAUACAUCAGCCUUGGGCAACUGCCUGCUCAUAAAAUCAGCAAGAAAGAAAUGAAAAUGACUGUUUCAUAAUACUUUAAAAUAGCCUCCAUGAGGUGGUCGGAAGAAGACACUGUUGUUCUGAUUUCCGAGAUAAGAAAUCAAAACCCAGAGAAGCCACUUUGAGCCACAGAUCAAGCCCAAACAGGCAGCACUGAACGCAAUCUGAAUUCUCAUGCUUCCUUCCAGUCGGCCAGCUCCGGCUCCGGCUUCCUUUCUCCUGAUUCUCUGAACUCCCGCUGCGCUGCCUGUUAGUCUCCCACUAAGUCACCUUUUGAAAGUAGUAGGGUGCUUUUCCGAGCAGAGGCAAUAGAGGGAAAUAUAUUUCUGUUUUUAAAGAAUAAUUCAUACAGAACCCCUCUCUCAAAUAGCUCAAGGCACUUCUGUGAGAAGCACUGCGGGAAGAGAACAGAGUGACCAGAUCCCUCAGAGCAUCAAUAAUGCACAGCGGCUCCUUUUAACUAGGGGGUUGUCAGUUUGACUUCCCCUAGAUCAAUAGGGGAUCAAAAGUCACCAGUGGCUAAUAGACCUUAUUUGAGCGGAGGAUGCAGUUUCAGCCCAGUCCCCGCUCAGGGCCAGCACAUCAAACAGCCACCUUGAUGCUAUGGUGUUCUCUUGCCUGCCCUUUGAUCAGCUGUGGCUGUAACUGCACCACCUCCCACUGGGCCCACAGAACCUAACUGGAUGCUUCUUAACUGGUGAAGCCUGGUGAAGCUGGAGGUGCUACAGGACAGAUCAUUCCUGCUUCCUGCUCAGGGGUACCAGCUUUGGGAAGCCCGACUCCAACCACACUUGUCAAGACGAUUGCAAAUAUUAAAUCAUGCUGCACAUCCAUCCUAUGGCAUUCAUUCCACAACCAUUCACCAAGCACCAUCAUGUCUGUGUUCUCCUCCCUUCUUUCCUCCCAACCAAAUCCUCCCUUUCCUUCACAUCCACUGACGUGUCCCUUCUUUGUCAAAGCCUCUCUAGACAGGUCUUCCCAUCUUCCCCAUGACAAGAACCAUGGAGCAUAUAAUGCUGCUUUUAUAAUCCACUCUGCCUAGCACAGAGCUGAGUACCAUAAAUAUUCGAUGAAUAAUAGGUUGAGGACACAAAGAAAAGUGUAUUUCUUUCAUAAGGGAGAAGGAAGCAAGGCUGAUGGAUAGUUUUGGGGGGUAGGGGAAGGCUUCCUUCUCUUUUUUGAAUUACAAUUGAAAAUUAAUCAACGUGAGCUCCCCAAGAGCAGGAGUUUUGCCUGUUUUAUUUAUGACUGUGGGCCCAGGUCCGAGACUAGUGCCUGAGAGGUACCAGAUGACCAAUACUGUGGCGCGAACGGAGAAGUUUAUCAGCCUUCUCAUGGGGAUUUUCUAAGUAGUAACUGAAAAUGUAAAGCCUUGGAGUGAAACAUGGAAAAAUUAAGAGGAAAAUAGCCCUUUGGCUUCCCCCAACUUACUUCCUGAGCAUGGUUUUUGUUUUUCUAAUUUGAAGAAAAUCAGUUGCAAGUGGGGAUUUACUCCCCUGGGCCCAUCCAUCUUAAGAAGCAACCCUAUCUGAUGAGAUUUUUGUAAAAUAAAUAAAUAGGUCUCCAAAGCAUCACACAGACACACACACACACACACACACACACACAACAAACCCAACCAAAAAUAUCAUGAUUAAAUAUGGCCCUUGGGUCUCACAACACAUCACAGUAGAUCCAGUGCUACAGGCAAGUCCAGGCACACAUCAAGCCCUCCAUGAGUUUCUGUUGCUCUGAACUACCUUGCUCCAAGAAACAAAAUCAACUCAGGAUGCUGGAUGUCAGUCUGUGUCUCAGCACAGCCUAAAUUAGAUCAGUCAUUUUCUGCUCAGAUGAAGAAAUGCCCAAGUAUUUUAUUCUUUCAAGAAGCAUCUUGAGACUUAUUUUUAGUAAUUAUGAAGGCAAGGAAUAGAAGGUCCCCAACUCCAUCUCCCACUCCACUAUCAAUGAAGUGAUAAAAGAGAGUGAUUUAAAAAAGUGAUGAGAGAACUGCAGCUUUGAUUCUCUAUCAAAUAAAUGUUAAAUAACCAUCCAUCCUCUCUAUAAAGAGCACAAAAGUAAAGGGUGGUAAACGCCAGCCUUCCCAGAACAACUGAAUCAGGGAGGUCAGGCCCAUGAAUGUGAAGUCUGAGAAGUGCAGCGGGUGAGGACAUUUUGACCUGUGUACAGAUCCAACACAGAAGCGGGGCUCCAGCCACUGGGCUAGACCAGGGGAGGGCUGCUGUCUGCUCCCUGCGCUCAGCUAGAGCAGGAAGAGAAAAAAGACAUCAGUGUUGGUCUUCACCACUCAGAUGUUCCAAAGUGAAGUCUUCUGUGUCUGGGUGUGAUGUUUGGAUAUUUUGCAAUCAGCAAAAAUUAAACAGGACAAAGGAAUACAAAGAAGAAAGGUAAACAAAACUGCCAAUAUCGUCCCACACCAAAACAAAACAA
Vicugna pacos (alpaca) is the source of this 5503-nucleotide messenger RNA. The record is from RefSeq and is a predicted model, not a curated record. NCBI's taxonomy places the organism in Eukaryota, Metazoa, Chordata, Mammalia, Artiodactyla, Camelidae.